GUUAAUACCAGAGUAGUCUCUACCCUCCUACACCUACUCUAUUAAUAUACAUAGUUAUUAAUGUGUCAGAUUCCUACACUUUGUCCUGUCUAUCCAGUUUUUCCUUCUAAGGGAGGAAUUCCCUUUAAUAUAGCCAGAUUAUUUCAUUCUGUCACAAAUGGAAAUAGAUAUUGGACAUCCUUAAAGUUUGCCACAGAUAUUUUCAUCCUGACUACAGCUAGCAAACCUGACUUGUGAGAAGUGUGAGAGGGGACAGAAAUACUGUUAGAGAGUUCUUAGGUUCUUACUUUCACCAAGCCCCUCCUCUUUGCUGCUAAUGCCAAUUCACUGGGCAUGCUGGGAAAACCACCUAUCCUGCCUCCAUCCUAAGUCCAAAGUUUACCUUAAACCCAGGAACCGAGAACAGCUAGAAGCUUCACACCACUGGGCUCGACUGCCUCCUCUCAGGUGUUUGGAACCCAUCUGAAGUCCAAGGCCAAUGGCAAGCAGAGAAGAUGAAGUACGGAGCUGUGCUGUAUGUGGGGACAGGGCCACUGGCUAUCACUUCCAUGCCCUAACCUGUGAGGGCUGCAAAGGAUUCUUCAGGCGAACUGUCAAGAAGGGCAUAGGACUCACCUGUCCUUUUGAACAAUGCUGUGAGGUUAACAAAAACCAGAGACGCCAUUGCCCAGCUUGUCGGCUACAGAAAUGCCUGGAUGCAGGCAUGAGAAAGGACAUGGUCCUGUCAGCAGAAGCCCUGGCACAGAGGAGGGCAAGGCAAGCACAAAAGGCACAAAAUGCAGAGCAGGAACCUGUACAGCUGAGUGAGAAGCAGGAGGCAUUAGUCCAGGUGUUACUGGGGGCUCAUGCCCGUCACAUAGGCACCAUAUUAUUUGACCAGUUUGUACAAUUCCGGCCCCCAGCCCAUCUGUUCAUCCACAACCAGCCUGCACCCUCUCUACCACCUGUGUUGCCACUGCUCAUACAUCUAGCAGAUAUCAGCACUUUCAUGGUCCAGCAAGUGAUCAAGUUCACCAAGGACCUGCCCCAUUUCCGGUCUCUGCCCAUAGAAGAUCAAAUCUCCUUAUUGAAGGGUGCAGCCCUGGAAAUCUGUCACAUUGAGCUCAACACCACUUUCUGCCCCCACAGCCACACUUUUCUGUGUGGUCCUCUCCGAUAUACGCUCCAAGAUGCGGCUCAUGUGGGGUUCCAGGAGCAGUUUCUGGAGCUGAUGUUUCGCUUCCAUGUGACACUGAGGCGUCUGCAGCUGCAGGAGCCUGAGUAUGCACUUAUGGCAGCCUUGGCUCUCUUCUCUCCCGAUCGACCUGGCGUGACACAACGGGAGCAGAUUGACCAGCUACAAGAGGAGAUGGCACUGACACUGCAGAGUUACAUCAGGGGCCAGCAAGCUCGGCCCCAAGGCCGGUUCUUGUAUGCAAAGAUGCUUGGGCUACUGGCAGAACUUCGAAGUCUCAACAUGGAAUAUGGACGCCAGCUCCAGCAUAUUCAUGAGCUGUCCGCCAUGAUGCCUCUGCUACAGGAAAUCUACAGCUGAGAUGUUGCUCACCUGUAUCCCCCAGCACAUCCUCAACUAACAAGUUGUCCUUACCUACCCACCUGAGAGUUUCCCCAAAUAUCUACUUUAGCAAUAGCAGCAGCUGGCCCUGCCCUUCCCCUCUGCACGGUUCCCACAGGGCCAUGGAGAAUAUCUUGUCCAGAACUGA
Sarcophilus harrisii (Tasmanian devil) is the source of this 1703-nucleotide messenger RNA. It is a transcript of the gene NR1I3, whose product is annotated as nuclear receptor subfamily 1 group I member 3. The transcript is spliced from 9 exons. The record is from RefSeq and is a predicted model, not a curated record. Gene Ontology annotation, molecular function: nuclear receptor activity; zinc ion binding; RNA polymerase II cis-regulatory region sequence-specific DNA binding. Gene Ontology annotation, biological process: cell differentiation; positive regulation of transcription by RNA polymerase II; negative regulation of transcription by RNA polymerase II. NCBI's taxonomy places the organism in Eukaryota, Metazoa, Chordata, Mammalia, Dasyuromorphia, Dasyuridae. Bases 479 to 1534 code for a protein of 351 amino acids.